GGCGUGUUCCAACGAAACGAAAAGCUAACAUUAGUCUACCUGAUGCUGCCGGAGUUGGUGUGUCAGAUGUGAACCGUUCUCUCGAACCGGAUUACAGCAUUCAAAACAAUCUACUUUUAUAUGAAACUGUGUCGCUAUCUACGUGCAAUACGUCGAUGUUAAUUGGCUUCUAUGUGUCUACGUUCAAUUUCAAAAUGUAAUCAUUUUAAGUGCUGUUGGUGUUGAAAAAACUCAAUCAGUGUGCAAAUAUGUAUGUGAAAUGUUCGCCGUGUUCCACGAAAACCACCCCAUCAAAUAAAGUUUAAAGUUGAAGAACGCAAGGAUUCUUCGCACCUGCGCAUGGUCGAACACAUGCCUUGCAUUGACACGUGUGUUUUGUCAUUACAGGACGGAAUUUAUAAGGAUAGCGAUCAAAAAACAAAGAGUUAAAUUAAUGUGGGAGAUGCGGUGCAAAUGAUCCUUUGCAAGAAAAAUCCGUCAUGGCUAAUGUGCAACAACGUUCAUCAAGGUCUCUUUUUGAAUGUGUGUUUCGUGCAACUUUUAAAGUUUCUUCAAGCUGAAUUCCUCGUGUGCCAUCAUCCUUUUUAAAUCGAAAACUUCGUGCUUGUGAUUAUCCACUAACAGAUAAGUGCAAUUGACUGCAUUAUGUGACGUUGUGGUGUGCAAUUUCACUUCUUCAUCAAAGCGGAUUUUCAAACUGUUUUAUACGAAAAAUAACCAGAGAGCCGGGGACGGCCCUCGCGCUCCUGUGGAGUUGUUCAGGCAAGAUUUUUCGAAGGCAGAGGCGGCGGCCGGUCCUAGUGUCUUUCUGGGUUCUUUGGAUCGGGCCGAUUAUCUGCCGCCGCCUCCAGCCGCAUCGUCGCCGCCCUCGGAUGUUGCCCAAAUGUCCAUCGGAUUCGUCGAAAAUGCCGGACUCGGUCCGUGUGAGUUGCAGGACCCGGCGUGGGCCAAGAUGAGCGCCUUGGCCACCGGUGUCAAUAAGAAAAGGAAAAAAUCCGAAACAAAACCUCAGGCGCAGAUUAACAAAUGCAACAAUGAAAAACGGCGCCGCGAGCAGGAAAACAUUUACAUAGAAGAGCUGGCUGAGCUAAUAUCCGCAAACUUCGCGGACAUGAGCUCGUUGUCGGUAAAGCCGGACAAGUGCGCUAUCCUUCAAGAGACCGUCAACCAGAUCCGGAGCAUCAAGCAGCGGGAGUCGGCGUCGCAGUCCUCCGAUCCCGUCCAGCAGGGAGAGGUGUCGUCGUCGCGGCCGACCAUCCUCUCGAACGAGGUGUACGGCCCCCUCCUCCUGGAGGCCCUGGAAGGCUUCCUGUUCGUGGUGAACGCCGAGGGCAAGGUCGAGCACGUCACCGAGAACGUCUCCAACUACAUCAAGUUCACCCGCGACGAGAUCUUCGGCAACAGCAUCUACAACUUCAUCCAUCUGGGCGACCACGCGCGCUUCACCACCUCGUUGAUGCCGAUGAUCGGCUGGGGCAGCGAGUCGACGACGACGACGCGAUCGCGCUCCUUCAGCGUGCGCUUCCUGGUGAAGCCGCCCGACGACCAGGACGAGACCGUGGAGGAGAAGCAGCAGCGGGUCAACUGCUAUGAGCUGAUGCACAUCUCCAGCACGCAGCUGAGAGACCAAGUGUCGGUGUCGGACGACGACGGUGCCGACAGCGGACCGUAUUUGUUGUGCGUGGCGAGCAGGAUUUCGCACAGGGACAAAGUUAUUUCCGGGAUUGAACAGUUCACGACCAAGUUGGACACCUCCGGCAAGAUCAUCGGGGUCGAUGCGUCGGGGGUGUCGGCGCCGUAUUCGCAAUUCAUUAACAAAGAACUUAUGGAUCGCGCGCUCAGGGAUCUGGUGUUCCAGCAGGACGUGCACAAACUUAACACGCAUCUCAAAGAAACCAUUCAUACGGGACAAGCGACUAGUGCCGUUUAUAGGUUACAACUCGGGCAGGACAAGUACGUGCAAGUGCAAACCAAAUCGAAAUUGUUCAAGACUAAUCCGCAUAACAGCAACGAUAUUGACUUUAUCAUGGCCACGCAUUCGAUUGUGGGCGAGUACGACGCAACCGGUCCUUCGGAUCCCGGCGGCGGAGGAACCAGCAGCGUCGGCGGCCCGCUGAUGACGAGCGUGGUGAACGGCACCCGCAAUGGCACCGCCCCCGUCAGCUCUGGCAGCGACAGCUCGACGGCCUCCUCGAACGCGCUGAUGAACGCCGGCAACGCGUCCUUCACCCCCUACAUCGACAACGACUUCCCCUUCGACAUCUUUCCGACGUCGACGUUCGAGCUGGAGCCGUCCGGCUGGACGGAAGCGCGGCCCGACUCCCGGCAAAGCGCGACGCCCGUCUCGACGCCGACGCCCCGACCUCCCAGCAAUCCUGCCUACAGCCCGGCCACGACGGUGGCUCAGAGCCCGCUCGCUCCCUUCGUCACGCAGCCGAGUCCGUCGACGCCCGCCGCCCCCAACCCUUACACUAGUACCUUCUCAUUUAGCCCGCUGUCCGAGCAGAACUACAAUGUCGAAGAACCAAAAGAUACCAAAGCAAACGUCUUGGAUGAGGCCUCCAGUAUGAUGGCCGAUUCCGCUAGAUUAAGGAAUUUGUUAACUAAGCCGCCCACGGUCGCCGAUUCCUCGGCGAACGACGCGGACGGCAGGAACAAAAAUAGGAUAUUGAAAGGACUGCUGAAUCAGCAGGACGAAGACGAUAAUAGGAACGAUAACAGGGCCAGUCCCAGAGGCGGGCUCAUCAGUCGAGGCGCGGUCGCAGGACCUUCAGAGUUACCGAAAACCUCCACAGCUGGAGGAAACAACAUGCUGCUACAGUUGCUGAAUGAGAGAAGCGACGACGACGAUAAUCUCGAAGCGAGAGCUGGCGUAAGGAAGAAAAGUGAGUUACUUCAUCAGCUGCUCAAAACUGAAAGUCGCGAAAACGAAGACGAAAAGAAAAACGAUGUUCAAUCGCACGACGACUCGUUAUUGCGUAGUUUGGGCUUCACCAGCUCGCCUUCGCCUCCCAGUGGAGAGCCGGGCAGGAGUCGGAAAAGGCCCAGUGACGACAGGGACGAAAACGUCUCCAGCAAAAGAACAUCGGAUGGAUCUCAGGUUUCGUCGACGGGCGCCGGAACGGGAAGCAAGCUGUGUGAGAAGAACAAAAUGCUGGCCUCCCUGUUGGCGAAAACGCCCAACAACCAGCAACCCAUCCCCCAUAUUCCAGUAAGCCUUAUGUCGGCGACACCGCAAGAUAUUUUACCCCGGAUCUCAUCACUACCCGAAACGGUGAAAACGAGCAAGCCCAUGCCGACGCGAUCUACUACCUCUGUCACGCAACAACGGACCGUUGUCAAGAACACACUGCCGGACAACAUGUCGCGAAUGGGCGCCCGACAACCGACCACCAACUACCUCACAACCAUGUUGACGCACCCGAACAGCAUGCACCACCAGCGAACGCCCGAUAACCGGCAGAUGGCUCAAGUGGAUUCUGGUUCCUACACCUCGCCGGCUACGUCCAGCACCGACGGAAACAUCGACGCCUCCAUGUGGGUCGACAACAACAACUCCAACGAUCCCCUGCUGUCGGACAUCCUGGACCAGGUCAUGGACAUCGUGCCCGACGAGGUGGGCCGGACGUUUUCGGCAGGCGAGGGCCAACAGCCGAACAAUUUCCACCCGAAUGAACUCUCGGAGAAGAUGGCCAUUAACAUUAUCCAAAAGUCGCUAAUGCAAUGCGAAUCGGUUGUCAAGAGCCCUUCGUCGCCUACGAUCACACUGCCGGGGACGCCGCCUGCGUACACUCCAGCUGCAAUGACGACCCAGAACAGCCAAAUGCGGCCGUUCCAGCCCCCUCCCAACUACAACCAGGCGAGCUUUAUAGCCAAGCAGCGCCUCGCCGUGCGCCCUGGCGCCCCCCAAUACGCUGUCGCAACCGGUGGCCUCACCAACAGCCAGCAGUUGCAAAUCCAGCGUCGACAGCAGGAGGAAAAACGCCGCCUUCUCCAACAGCAACAGCAGCAGGAACUUUUAAUUCCGUCCAACGCAACCGCAGCUGAAAUAAACUCGGGGUUACAGAACAUUGAUAGCCUCCUCAACAAUACAGUAGCACCCAAUGUAUCCCUUCAACGAUCGGCCAGUUUACCAGAAUCUCAACUCUCUCCCAAUUAUGGAGGACAGUUGAAUCAACCGAAUCAGAGAAUCAACAGUCAACAGCCAUAUUCACCUCAUUCGCAAUUGGUGUCGCCGAUUGGACAACAAGCCGGGUUUCCGCAGACUUCAGCCGCCAACUACCAACAAGCUGGGGCGAGACUGUCGCCACAGUUCACGCAACAGAUGGCGCUGAGGCAGGCGUAUCCGCAGGGAAGUGCGCAAGGACAGAACUGGCAGCAGAACCAGGCCAGGCUCAGUCUGCAGAACCCCAUGCUCAAUGCCCAGCUCACCGGCAACUAUGUAUCAGGACGAAAUUUUCAGAGAGCACCGAACCAGCCGUCGGCGGCGCAACAGCAGCAGCAACAACAGCAGCAGCAGAGGUCUCUGAACAGUCCUGGAACGGUGACUUCGCGGCACUCGCCGUAUCAGCAAGACUCGUUUCCUCCACCUUCAUCCCCCAACUCUACCGCUUUCAACCAGACUCAGUACCUGAGGCUACAGCGCGCUAACAGCGUGCCCACUGCCACAACCCAGUUGCCAGGUGGCCUGGGAUCCCCCCGGCCAUACGGCAGGGAACACCACCCCCAUCCCUAUCCCCCGAUUCCCCCCAACCCCCACCAACACCCCAUGAUGUACCAACAAGACUCCUCCCAGUACUGUUAUGAUCAGACGGGUUUACAGUUAGCCUACAAUGGCGCAGACAGGGGUCGAGCGCCCCCACACCUCCAAGCCGGUGUGUCCGCAAGUGGCCCCACAUCGGAGUUCGUCCGGCAAGAGUUACGUGCGGUGGUCGGUGCCAGAACUGGGCAAGCACAGACAGCCCCAAAUAGGACUCAGUCUCAAUUACUCAACCAGCAACAAGUUGAUCUCGAAGCCUUAGGAAUUACGUUCGAAAUGCCCACGUCUGGUGCGAGUGAUAGCCCGAAACUUUGGGGUGCGAUGGGUUCAGAUAUGGGCUCAAUGUCUCCGCAGCCAGCGACCUCCAGGAGUUCUAUGGAGGAGGCGCGGGCAGGUGAUCACGGUAACAAGUCGUCGUCGCUGCUGCAGAAGCUGCUGUCCGAGUGACCACCGCGUGUACAUAAUAGAGAUAUAUACUACUAGGUACCUCAUCGGUUCAGUACCGCAGGCUGUAAUUUAGACAGGUUAGCUGUAUCAAGUGCAUUACUACGUUGCUUGUUCGUUUCGUUAGGGUAGUGCGGAGCGAGGGAAGGCGCAGAGGGCUUGAGUGCAAUUGUAAAUAAAUAGGAGGACUUUGUUUAUAUUUAUAUAUACAGCAUUAUAUAUAAAUAACGAUUAUACAUAAUUAUAUUUUAUUAUUGGACUUGUUUAAAUUUGACUAUGAUUACGUAACUGAGCGGCGGCUGUGCUGCAGCACCUACCCUGUUAUUCAUUAUUUUGGAUGUGUUUAGUGUUGUCUUCCUUUCAGUGAGUGUUCAAGCUACGCAUUACCAAAAAACAUAAAAAAAGAUAAAGUGAAUUUUAAAAUAAUAACAUAGUAACUGUUAAUAUUUUAUACAUAAUUUAAAAUACGUUAUUUGGAGAGCUCGUUUUGUUGGACAUUGUGAUAGGCAUCCAAGCCAUGUUACUGUUGCUAGGGACGUUCCUAGACCUUAUUAGUAAUAGCAUUCAUACUUGAUUAUUGUCAAUUACACCCCGCCACUAAAUUAAAAGAAAUGAACAAAUUGACAGACAAAACAUUAUUUAAUUACACAGAUAUUUUUUGUACAUUACUGGAGUUUUGAAAUAUAUCUAUAUAUAUUAAAAUAAAAGUAUAAUUUCUA
Tribolium castaneum (red flour beetle) is the source of this 5922-nucleotide messenger RNA. RefSeq names its product taiman (gene tai). Gene Ontology annotation, biological process: cellular response to hormone stimulus; positive regulation of transcription by RNA polymerase II. The record is from RefSeq and is a predicted model, not a curated record. NCBI's taxonomy places the organism in Eukaryota, Metazoa, Arthropoda, Insecta, Coleoptera, Tenebrionidae. Gene Ontology annotation, molecular function: nuclear receptor binding; protein dimerization activity. The coding region runs from base 884 to 5206 and encodes 1440 amino acids. Gene Ontology annotation, cellular component: nucleus. The transcript has 13 exons.